Molecule: messenger RNA, 1566 nt
Organism: Pediculus humanus corporis (human body louse)
Lineage: Eukaryota; Metazoa; Arthropoda; Insecta; Psocodea; Pediculidae
Product: male sterility domain-containing protein, putative
Exons: 8
Coding region: 1-1566 (521 amino acids)
Biological process (GO): long-chain fatty-acyl-CoA metabolic process
Cellular component (GO): peroxisome
Molecular function (GO): alcohol-forming very long-chain fatty acyl-CoA reductase (NADP+) activity
Source: RefSeq, a predicted model, not a curated record
AUGUCAGAUCCGAAUAAUAUUGGUAGUGACAUAAUAAGUUUUUAUCGUGGGAAAAGUAUUUUUGUGACAGGAGGUACAGGUUUGAUGGGUAAGGUAUUGGUUGAAAAAUUAUUAAGAACAUGUCCUGGAAUAAAUAAAAUAUAUUUAUUGAUGAGACCGAAAAAAGGAAACGAUGUCAACACAAGACUAUCAGAACUCAUUAACACAAGAAUUUUUGAUGGGAUACGAAAAACACAUCCGGAAACAAUGAGUAAAUUAAUAUCCGUUGCUGGAGAUAUAACGGCUCCAAAUUUAGGAUUAAAUUCAUCCGAUGUUAAAAUUCUAACGGAAAACGUUUCGAUUGUUUUUCAUUCUGCUGCCACGGUUAAAUUUGACGAAUCAUUAAAAGAAUCAGUCGCUAUGAAUAUGAAUGGGACAAAAAGCGUCGUACAACUUUGUCAAAAAAUGAAAAAUUUAGAAGCUUUGGUUCACGUUUCGACAGCUUAUUGUAAUUGCGAUAAAGAAGAUAUAAGUGAAGUUAUUUAUCCACCUCCAGACGAUCCGGAAAAAAUAAUGAAAUGUGUCGAAUGCAUGGAUAAAGAACUAUUGGAAAAUAUAACUCCACAAAUCAUUCGUUCGAGACCAAACACUUAUACAUUUACAAAAGCACUAGCGGAACAUAUCGUUUUAAAAGAGGGUGUCGGACUUCCGGUUGCCAUCGUCAGACCAUCAAUCGUUACGGCUGCAUGGAAAGAACCGCUUCCAGGUUGGAUUGAUAAUUUAAACGGACCAACGGGUUUAUUAGCUGGAGCGGGUAAAGGAAUUCUUCGUACCUUACUUUGUUACAGAGAAUUAAUUGCGGAUUUGAUUCCGGUCGAUAUAGCAAUUAAUUUAUUAGUCACCGUUGCAUGGCACACUGCUCAAACAAGACCUGACAAUGUACCUGUUUAUAAUUGUACGAGCGGUGGAUUAAAUCCGAUACGUUGGAUGGACGUUGAAACUUGGGGACAUUCUUCUCUAACGACUUUACCAUUUAAUGACGUCAUUUGGUAUCCGGGAGGUAGUUUUAAAAGUUCUAAAAUAAUAAAUAUCCUUUGUCAAAGUUUUUUUCAUUUUAUACCCGCUUACUUAAUCGAUACGGUAUCCGUUUUAAUCGGACGUAAACCAAUGAUGGUUCGAGUUCAAAAAAAAUUUAAAAAAGCAAUAUCCGUUCUUGAAUUUUUCACGACGCACGAAUGGAAAUUUCAUUCGACGAAUGUGAGAAAUUUAUUAUUGAAAUUAAACGAACAUGAUAGGAAAUUGUUUAAUUUUGAUGUUAAACAAGUUAAUUGGAAAAAAUACAUUGAUAAUUACGUCGAAGGAAUAAGACUUUACAUAUUGAAAGAAGAUCCGGAAAGUUCACAUAAAGCUAAAAUUAAUUUAAGAAAAAUGUACGUUCUUCAUAAAAUGACUCAAAUUUUAUCAUUGUUAUUUUUAAUUAAAAUUCUCAUCGGUAGUAAAAUGGAAAUCGUUAGAAAAAUGUGGACUUCGUUAUGGACUAUUAGUUUAUAUCUGGCUCGAUUUAUUUCAAAUUCCAUCCGUUUUUAA